Molecule: messenger RNA, 2088 nt
Organism: Micromonas commoda
Lineage: Eukaryota; Viridiplantae; Chlorophyta; Mamiellophyceae; Mamiellales; Mamiellaceae
Exons: 1
Coding region: 1-2088 (695 amino acids)
Source: RefSeq, a predicted model, not a curated record
AUGGACGAGCUGAUGCAGACCGCCGGGCGGUACAUCGGCCGCUUCUGGACGGACAUCGCGGGCGCCGGGGAGUCCGAGGAGGUCGCCGACGUCGCGAGGGCGCUCGUGUUCACGCCGCUGAAGGCGCUGGGGAAGCGCGCGCGCGACGCCAUGUUGGACAUCUCCAGCCCGGCGCGGCCGGGCCCGGCGGCCGUCGGGGAACGGCGGACGGUCAGGGCGGCGCGCAGGGCACCCGCAACCGGCGGGGGCGCGAAUGGGAGGGCGAUGAGCAGGUUCGCGGCGGAGGCUGCCGACGCGGAACGCGCGUCGACCGCCGCCGAGGCGACGAACGACGCACAACCCUCCCCUUCCGCAUCGGCGGAGAGGCUGAAGCGCCGCAGACUGGCGGACGAGGAAGGGGAAGCGCAGCCGUCGCUCGCGCCCGCGCCCGCGCCCGCCGCCCGCACCGCCGGCGACGGUAAGCCCCCCGCCGGCAUACUCAAGGAGAACGGCCGGCCCACCAAGCGCAAGCGCGACGGAGGAGGUGAUGGAGGAGGAGGAGGACGGGGACCGUCGCCCGCGACGCGGCACCACGUCACGUUCGAGGACGAGAUCGCAAACGACGACCACGACGAGAACCGGGCGCGCGGCGCGCGCGACGACUCCCCACCCCGCGCGCGGCGUCGCGUGGACAUCCCGGCCGCCGUCCCCGGGGAUAUCCCCGGGGACGCGAGCCGAGCCGUCGCGACCCGUAAGCCGCGCGUGCCCCUCGCCGUCGUCCUUCCCGAUCCCCCCGCGCUUCCGCGUUGCGCCGGUCGAGUCCGCCUUCGACCGACCGCGCGCCGACCGGCGUCCGCGUCGCACCACCUGAGAGCGAGCCGGGGGGGUUGGUGCGCGAGCUCGAAUCCGGCGCUGGGUGGUCGUUCACAGCUGGCGUCGUUCACAGCUGGCGCGGGCGGCGUGCUCGCGUCCGUCGCGAGACCGAGGGCGAUGGAUUGGCGAUCGGUCGGCGACGUCGCGACUCGGUUCAAACCCGCGGAGCUCACCGACUUACCCGCGGAUCCCAAACCGCUCACUGCUGGAGCGACCCCAAGCGUGGGUGUCGCCGUACCACCGCCGGCGUUCACCGCACAGGGCGGCGGCGCGGGAGGGUUCGCGUUGGGAGGCGGGGGACCGCCCGCGGCGACGACCGCGGGGUCGAAGAGGGGUAAGUCGAAGAGGGGUAAGGGCGGCGACGACGACGGGGGACUGUUCGCGGGGCUCGCGGACUUUAAGAGGACCGAACGCGCCGACGAUACACGCGCGGGCGGGGACGCCGCGAAGGGAACGGGAGACGAUACGCCCGCGGGAGGCGACGGCGAUACAAAAAACCCCGCGGCGGCGGCGGCGCCGGCUAUUACGUUUUCAUUCGGCGCCGCGCCGGCGACUGCGUCCGCGGAUGACGCGAAGCGGGACGAAAAGGGGGCGAACGAAAAGGGGAACGACGCGGCGCCGGUCGCCGCGUUCACGUUCGGCGCUCCUUCCGCGGGCGAGGGCAAGGACGAGGCGGUCGACGGGGAGAAGAAAAAGUCGGACGUGUUUACGUUCGGCGCGUCGACGUCGGCGACCCCUUCGUCCACCCCGGCGUUCACGUUCGGCGCGGCGGCCACGGCGGCCACGGCGGGGGCUUCGGGGUCUUCGGCGGCGGCGAGCGCCCCAGCUUCGACGGCGCCAGCCUUUACCUUUGGCUCGGCUUCGACUUCGACGGCGGCUCCGUCGUUUAGUUUCGGCGCCGCGACCGGAGGGGCACUAAACCCUAACCCUAACCCUAACCCGGCGGCGCCCGGCGCGGCGUUCACGUUCGGAUCCUCCGCUCCCGCGGCUGCGUCCGCGGCUGCGUCCGCGGCGGGCGCGGGCGCGUCCGUCGCGUUCACGUUUGGAGCCCCCGCGGGAGCCGUGGCUGGCGGUUCCGGGACGCUGAGCACGGGCGGCGCCGUGCCCGCGCCGUCGUUCGCGUUUGGAGCCGCGGGCGGGGCGCCGUCGCCCGCGGGCGGGGGCAUGGCGAUGGGCGCGGGGGGCGCUCCGCCGGCGGGACGGAGGAAGGUUCGAGCCAGGCGCCCGCCUCGGUGA